AUACCUCUUCGCUCACAUCUAAUUUCUGACUCCAUUAAUAGCUGUCAUGUCCUGAUGUCUAGAGGGGAUUACAAGGACCCAUUUCACGCGGCGCUGAGCUCUGGGCUCUCACCGCCUAGUCUACAGUGUCUAAUGCUGAUAAAAAAUUGUACAUUCUCACCCACUUAAUAAUUGUACGUUCAUUCCCGUGCUCCGAAACUCUGCAACUAGGGUUUCGGUGACGGCGGGCCUCUCACUUCGGUGCCCCUCCUUGUUUUUGCAAGGCCUCCUUCCUCUUUCUUUUUCCUGGUUUUCUACCUCUCCAUUCCAUGGAUCAAACUCGUAUUUUGGCCUGGAACUGUCGAGGUCUUGGAGAUACUUCUGCGAUUUCAGAGUUGAAGAAAUUCUGUUUCCAACAUAAGCCCAGCAUCAUCUUCCUCUCCGAAACUAAGCGCACAGCGGUGGAGAUGACCUCGAUCCGCCCAGAUCUAGGGUUGGAUCACGUUUCUGUGUGCAAUUAUGCAGAGAGAAGGGGCGGCUUGACCCUGCUUUGGAGUGAGGAGAGUAAUCUUCAAGUUUCCUCUUUCUCGCCAUUGAUAGAUCUAGGGCUGGUUUUGCUGUUCUGCAGGCAAUUGUGCAUAGAGAAACCAUCACACAUCGAUGUUGUAAUUGUAGAUCCCGGUGGUUGUCAACGGCCAUCAACAGGGUAUUCUGGCCAACCAGAGAUGGUUUCUCCUAUGCCUCGACGAUGUUUAGGCGAUUUCAAGGAUUUUUUUAGCAAAUCGGCAAAGGAGAAGGGCUUUCUCAGAUUCCAGUUGGUUUCUGCGGGAGGGGCCAAAAGGGGAGAAUGCCGAUGGAGGUUGAUUGGAGAUGUCGGAGGUGUUCUGCAAGGGGAGGAUGCCACUUUAAUCUCAAAAGGGGCUCUAGUUCCCUUAUUGAAAUUUGGCAACAAAGGCUUGCAAAGGAUUGGAAUAGUUAGGAUCAUGGUUGGGAGCCCAUGGCAACGAGGGAGGUGCCUGGGUUUGCAUGGAGGGGCUUUAGUUCCCUCCUGUUAAUUGAAACUGUUUUAGGGACGACAUAUAGUGGGCUGGGGACUGCUGAUGUCGAAUUUUCCUGCUCUCCCCAUGAAGCUGGCUAAAUAGAUGAGGACGUUCAGUAGUUUCAGACACUCAUAGCGACCUCCUUUUCUACUUUUGUAGCCUUAUUUUUGCCCUUACAGUUAUUGUAGUUACAAUCCUUAGUCAUAGAUGGCCCUCUUCACUUAAUUGUCCACAUUCGUCAUAUGUAUAGUUUAAAUUUGUUAUUUAUGCUGUAGGUUAUGCUUCGGUUUUUAGCUAGGAUAUAGUGCCCUGCAUUGAGAUUAAGCUGUAAUCUCCUUUUCAUUUAAUAUAAAUCUUUAUUUUCU
Messenger RNA from Rubroshorea leprosula, 1384 nucleotides. The record is from the annotation of a GenBank genome assembly. NCBI's taxonomy places the organism in Eukaryota, Viridiplantae, Streptophyta, Magnoliopsida, Malvales, Dipterocarpaceae.